Messenger RNA from Carcharodon carcharias (great white shark), 1347 nucleotides. Its product is annotated as gamma-aminobutyric acid receptor subunit gamma-3. Lineage: Eukaryota; Metazoa; Chordata; Chondrichthyes; Lamniformes; Lamnidae. The record is from RefSeq and is a predicted model, not a curated record. Gene Ontology annotation, biological process: monoatomic ion transmembrane transport; nervous system process; regulation of postsynaptic membrane potential. Gene Ontology annotation, cellular component: synapse; postsynapse; GABA-A receptor complex. Gene Ontology annotation, molecular function: transmitter-gated monoatomic ion channel activity involved in regulation of postsynaptic membrane potential; inhibitory extracellular ligand-gated monoatomic ion channel activity; GABA-A receptor activity. The transcript has 10 exons. The coding region runs from base 1 to 1347 and encodes 448 amino acids.
AUGCCAACCAAACUGCUGGCAGCUUUCUUACUUCUUUCCGUCUUCCAAGCGUGUUCGAGAAAGAUCGACGAGGAUGAGUACGAAGAUCUCACAGUCAAUCAGAAGUGGGUGCUGGCCCCAAAACUGCAAGAUAGAGAUGCAACUAAGAUUUUAAACCAUUUGCUGAAGGAAUAUGACAAGAAACUUCGCCCUGACAUUGGAAUGAAACCAACUAUGAUAGAUGUUGAUAUUUAUGUGAACAGCAUUGGGCCUGUUUCAUCAAUUAACAUGGAGUAUACCAUUGACAUCUUCUUUGCUCAGACUUGGAUUGAUAGUCGCCUGCGGUUCAACAGUACAAUGAAGAUCAUCACCCUGAAUAGCAACAUGGUCGGAUUCAUAUGGAUACCAGACACAAUCUUUAGGAAUUCCAAAACGGCGGAUGCUCAUUGGAUCACCACACCCAAUCAGCUGCUUAGGAUAUGGAAUGAUGGGAAAAUCUUGUACACUUUGAGGCUUACAAUAAUCGCAGAGUGCCAACUGCAGCUCCAGAACUUUCCAAUGGAUGAACAUUCUUGUCCUCUCAUCUUCUCCAGCUAUGGAUACCCGAAAGAGGAGAUGGUCUACAAAUGGAGGAAAAAUUCAGUAAAAACAGGCAAUCAGAAGUCAUGGCGGCUCUACCAAUUUGAUUUCCUGGGCUUAAGAAACACAACCAAAAUCAUUGAAACAACUGCAGGGGAAUAUGUUGUCAUGACGCUAUACUUUGAUUUAAGUAGAAGAAUGGGAUAUUUCACGAUUCAGACCUACAUACCGUGCAUAUUGACUGUCGUCCUAUCAUGGGUGUCAUUCUGGAUUAAGAAAGAUGCAACUCCAGCCAGGACGGCACUGGGGAUCACAACAGUACUAACCAUGACAACACUCAGCAGCAUAGCCAGAAAGUCACUACCCAAGGUUUCCUACGUCACUGCAAUGGAUUUAUUCGUCACUGUGUGCUUUUUAUUUGUCUUUGCGGCAUUGAUGGAGUACGCAGCCCUCAAUUACUACACGUGCUGCAAGAAACCGAGUUGUACGAGAAAGAAAAAGACGAAGAACAACUAUUCUGUACUGAACCUGGGGCCAGCCUCUUCAGUCAUUACCAUAAACAAUUCUAUGUAUUGGCAGGACUUUGAGGAAGCCUGCGUAUAUGAAUGCCUGGAUGGUAAAGACUGCCAGAGCUUCUUCUGCUGUUACAAGGAAUGUAAAUCAGGCUCAUGGCGCAAAGGACGGAUCCACGUAGACAUUUUGAAAUUAGACACAUAUUCACGUGUGUUUUUUCCUACAACGUUUUUGCUAUUUAAUCUCGUCUACUGGGUUGGAUACCUUUAUCUUUAA